This is a messenger RNA of Ostreococcus tauri, 558 nucleotides long. RefSeq names its product unnamed product. The transcript has a single exon. NCBI's taxonomy places the organism in Eukaryota, Viridiplantae, Chlorophyta, Mamiellophyceae, Mamiellales, Bathycoccaceae. Bases 1 to 558 code for a protein of 185 amino acids. The record is from RefSeq and is a predicted model, not a curated record.
AUGUCGAAGUACAUGUACGGGACGUGCGGAACGUUCGCGAAGAAGAAUGAGGAUCACUGGUGCUCGCGCGAGGUGUCGAAGCGAGAGUGGGCGUUCGACGACGAGGUGUGCGUGGCCACGGACGCGGACGUGUGUUGCGUCGGGGACGAGGGGUCGAUCGCGGGAGUCGCCGUUGGAACCAUCAUCGGCAUCGCGCUCGUGGUGACCCUGUGCGCGUGGUGCUGUAAGUGCUGUUGCUUUUCGUACAGAAACGCGCCGCGCGUCGUGGCGUACGCGCAGGGCGGACAACACGCGCAGACGGGCGGGGGACAAGUGCAGUACGCGACGCCGAAUCCGGGUGGAGGAGGUGCUACGCCGUAUUCUACGUCGUAUUUUCCGAACGCGCCGUCGACGGCCGUGGCGUACGGGCACCCCGUCCAGGGGUUACCGCAACAACGUCCCGGGCAGCAACCGCCCACCGUCAUUUACGUACAACAGCCGCAGCAGGCGGCGCAGUAUCAACAACAACAGUCGCAGUAUCCGCAGUACGAACAACGGUCGCAGUACCCGGCGGUGUAG